AUGGCUUCUUCAGUUGCGAGAUGCGCCCGAAGUCCAGAGAACUCCCCAAGUUUCUGCCUUAAGAUUGUCACUGAUGAUGACCUCCGAGAUGGGAAGCUAGAGAGUAGAGGCCUUUCAAAUUCUUCCAAAUCCUCGGGUAAUGCACACCAAGACGUUCUUCCCACACAUAUCAGUUUCAAAUCUGACCAGCCAUUGGUUAUGAUCAAAAUGACAGCUUAUUACUUACAGUCUGGCUCUCAAAUGUUUAUAAAUGCAUCAUUUGCCACAAAACAUCUCUGUCGAGUGGGUGCUUCUUGUGACUUGACCCUACAGACGCCAGAUGAGAGAACUUGGAUUCCUGAAUUGAUUGUGUAUGAAACCACCGAGGCAAGAGUAUCUGCAAAGGUUAAAGGUGCUGGUUGGACAUCAUUUAAGGUGGACAAUCGUUUCAAAGAAGGUGAUGUAUGUGUGCUUGAGCUGAUAGAGGAAUGUAAAUUCAGAGUUUCACUAUACCGAGCAAGAGAGAAGAUAAAUCAACCAAGGAGUGAAGACAAGCUUGAAGGCAAGCAUAAUUCAGCUAAGAAGAAGCCAUCAUCAUCUAACUUUUAG
Molecule: messenger RNA, 588 nt
Organism: Argentina anserina (silverweed cinquefoil)
Lineage: Eukaryota; Viridiplantae; Streptophyta; Magnoliopsida; Rosales; Rosaceae
Product: B3 domain-containing protein Os01g0723500-like
Exons: 3
Coding region: 1-588 (195 amino acids)
Molecular function (GO): DNA binding
Source: RefSeq, a predicted model, not a curated record